UUCUAAAGCGGGAAACUGUGGGCAAUAUUGUUGAAAACGUAUCACUGCAAGCAGAGAUGCAGAGCCGACUGAGCAGGGGAUGGGGAGCCGGCCGGCGGAUCGACCCGGCUUAGGCCCCGGGGACCGUGCAGCCGGCUCCCCGACCCCUCAGCAUCUUCUCCGGGCUCACCAUCGCUUCGUCGCCCUCGUCCAAAAUGUGCUGAAUGCAAACAGGCGAAAAAUAGCGCAGAGUCCCGGACAGACACUGGUGAUUAAAUAUGGCUGGAAGUGAGAAGGAACCCACCAAUAAUAUAACAAGUGAAGAUACAAGUCUAAUGUCUGAAGAACCUCAAGAAUUAAUUAAGGAUAUUGAAGAACCUUUGGACGAGGAAAGAAUAUUGAAACCAGAGGAAACUCAAGUUUCAACUCAAGUUUCCUCUGACCCUGAAUAUGCUGCAGAGAGUGAAAGAAUUUCAUCUCCUGAAGAGACUGGACAGACUAUUAAUAAUAAUGUGAAUGGAAAUAAAGACACGCCAAAAGAAAUUGAUAUUAUUGAUCAACAGAAUGAAAUAGUGUCUGAGGAUGUAGACUCGGAAAGUUCUGAACAGCACUUCACUUCUCCACCACCUGAUGUUGAUACAGAAUCAGAUGAACAUACGGAAAACAUACAAGAUAAUGAAAGUGAAGAACAAAUUAAAGUUGAAGAUCAAUUGGAUCAGGUUAAACCAGAAAACCAAGGUCCACCACCAACCCCAAUAACAGAUCAGCCUCAGUCUUCCCCAGAAAAGAUUCCAGAAUCAGAGAGAGACACGAGGUCCCUGGAUACAGGACAGCAAACAAAGGAUGAUUUAGGAUUGGUUGGUCCUAAAACAAAUAGACAGGAGCGGCUUGCUUCUGCUCCUCCAAGGCUGUGUACCGAUGAGAUGUGCCAAGUGGACACAAUAUUACAGGAUUUAUGGCAAUGUGCAGUGGCAGUAGGAACAGACAUUCCUCUGACAGAAUGUCAGACAGACACCUCAGUGGUUGAUACUGCAAUUUGUGACACUGUGUUUGAAGAACACUCCUACAUUAAGCAAAAUUCUUUGAACUUAAUAUGGUCUUUUGGAAUUAAUAAAGAUUCUCCAGUGUAUGCUCUGCAUAUUGACAACAGGAGGUUAAUCCUUUAUGCUUCUUCACAUACUGCAGUUAUGAAUAAUUUUUCAAUUACCCGUCAACAUCUCUUGCAGGGUCAUUCUAGCCUAAUUUCAUGUAUAGCUGUGUGCGGCAACAGGAGAUGGGUAGCAACAGCAGACCAAAGCCCAGAGAGUUUAGUUAUUGUAUGGGACACUUUCUCAGGUAUACCUGUACAAACACUCUUUGACUGUCACCAUGAGGGUGGGGUUGGAGCUUUAGCAAUGUCUCAUGAUGCCAAGUACCUUGCAACAAUUGGAACAGGAACAAUUCAGCGAGUAUGUAUAUGGGACUGGAGUUCAGAAAAUAAAGGAUCACUUUGUUCUGUGGACCUGAGUCCUGCCUUUGAUCCUCAGACUUUUAUAGCAUUUAAUCCGGAAGAUAACACCGAGCUAGUCAGCAACAACAAAACUGAAGUUGUAUUCUAUAGUUGGAAAGCUAACCAACUGGAAUUUGCAUCGCCAAUUCUUACAGAUGAAACAUUUAACAAAGUUGUGGGAAUCUACUGUCAAUCAGUUUUCCAUCUUAUUCCUUCACAAGUACUCACUGGCACUUCUGCAGGGAAUUUGGUUAUCUGGGACACUGUUGGUACAACUCAUAGUCAAUUUGAUGCAAUGAAAUUAUACAAGAAAAAACCUUUAAAACUCGUGAAUCUACAGAAUGAUGGUAUUACAGUGGUCGAGGUAAUGGACAGGUACAUUGUGACUGGUGAUGUCAAAGGUUGCAUCAGGUUUUAUGAUGAAGAAAUUUGUUUACUUAAUUGGUACAGUAAUUUACACUUGGGACCCAUCCAUUCAAUUUCCUUCUCCAGUCAACCAGCUAGCAAAGCAAAUGAGAAAUCCUCUUACCCGUCAGAGUCUACCAUCAAAGCUCAACAAUUUGUUGUCAGAAACUUUGUUGUGUCUACAGUUGAUGCUACAGUGGCUCAUGUAACUGGAGACGGGUGCAAGCUUGAAAUGUUAAUGCAAGAGCACAGUGCGGCAUUGCAUGCCAUAGCAUGUCAUCCCUCUCUGCCUCUCAUUUGUAUGGGAAGCUAUUGCGGACUUCUGAAAGUCUGGGACUAUGAGAACAAGGAACCUGUUUGCAGCAGGCUGUUUGGAACUGGGAACUUUAUUCAAUGCGUGACCUAUAAUAAAGCAGGUUCACUGUUGGGAGUUGGACUUACUGAUGGAUGUGUUUACAUCCUUGAUGCGCUUUCUUUGAACAAUGAGCGCUCCGAACCUUUCCAGUAUGCCAAAGAUGCUAUUACUGACAUUGCCUUCUCACAUGACUCAAGAUACCUGGCAACAGUUGAUAGUAAAACCACAGUGACAGUGUUUCAUUUUCACAAUAAUUCUUGGAUGUAUUUAGGAAGGCAAAAUGCACACUUUAAACCAAUUAAAACUCUCAUGUUCGGGAUAUAUUUGGAUGAUAACCAACCCAGACUAUUGUCUCUUGGAGAGGACAGGGUACUGGUAGAGUAUGAUCUGAAAAAUAGUACUGAGGUUGAUUUGCGGAUCUUGAGUAGUGAGAGAAUAGAACAAAGUGCGACACCCAUGUGCAUGGCCUGGUAUCCACCGAUCACUAAAGAGAGUUUCAUUAUAACAGCCAACGACCAGUAUAAACUAAAACUCUACAACGCCACAACCAACAUGUGCAGAAAGACAGUAUUGGGUCCGAUCUAUGAAUCUCCUUUAAAAAAAAUUAAGAUCCUCCCUUUCUCAAGCACCAAUGAACCUAAAGUUGGUUAUUUAGCCUAUAUCACAGAUAACAAGGUGGGUUUACAAACCCUGCCGUUGGAUGGAAACCCCCAUAAAUCCUGUGCACUCAUCUGCCAUGGGAGUGUGGUGACUAAUAUUGCCUGCUCAUAUGAUGGUGGUUAUAUUUUUACAGCAGGAGGAGAUGAUUGUACUGUACAUAUGUGGAAAGUUGACCUGGGGGCUCAUGAAGCAGUAAUUGCACUUGGAGGCGAGGAUUUGAUACCAUUUUAUGGUUUAUUGGAAGGUGGAAGAGAUGGUGAAUUAUUUAAGGAGAUGGAGAACUAUUUCUAUUACUCACAAUUGCGCUAUCAGCAUAUCAGUACCAGGGAGACCAGGAAGGUCUCGACUCAUGUUCCCCUGCAGGAAAUUCCAUUUAUCAUGAGGGCACUGGGAUUCUAUCCCACAGAGAAAGAGGUUGAGGACAUGCUGAAUGAGGUUAAGUUCAGUAAAUAUGUGGAAACAGGAAAAUAUGUAACACAUAUUGAUUUAGGUGAUUUUAUUAAACUGUAUAUAAAUCAUCGUCCAGCUUUUGGUAUAUCUGCUUCAGACCUGGAGAAAACAUUUGAUAUUCUUGGUUAUCAAAAUGAGAAGGAAGAAAAAGCAAUAGCCUUAGAAGAGUUACUGCAAUUAUUACAAACUAGAGGUGAAUGCAUGUCGGAGGAAGAAGUUGCAGAAACACUCUCCACACUGCUCGGCUUGAAUCCAGAGGGAGGAAGCUCUGAAUUUGAUGUCAAAGAUGCAUCAAAAUUGCUCGAACAGCAACUUCCGCAGGAGAUGACAAACGAAGUUUUUGUCUAUGAGGUAUUGGGGUUCCCCCGCAAUAUACCUGUAUCCCCUUGUGAUGAGGUGAUGACUAUGACUGCGGCUCCAUCAACAUAACUACAGAAUGAAAUGUGGAAAGAGAAGCUGUUACCAUUGAUUGUCAAAGUCGCUUUGUGAGAACUGUUUGUGAGAGCAUGUUCUUUUUGAUUUCGGAUUUUUAGCAUCUGCAGUUUUCUAGUGUUCACAAGGUGAAUUAUUUUUGUUUGAAAAUAUUUGUAUUCUUUAAUUUUAGCUUUCAAAUAUAAACUAUUAACUAAACCCAGAAAUUGUUUGAAUGUUUGUUGAUUUAGUACUUCAAUGUAUGCCAAUACUAGAUGUUGCAAUUUUACGUAAAUAUAAAGUUCUUGGGCCUUAACAUUUGUUGCAAGUCAAGAUUUCUGAAGUUAGAUGAUCUACAUAAAAUGUUGAGAAGAGUCAGAAUAUUAAGUGGUGAGAAGGACCCAAGUGAAAAACUGUACAAAUGGUAUCAAUUUCAUUCGUAACUCUUGCAAACAUUAAAUAAAUUAGAGAAUGCCCUA
Messenger RNA from Amblyraja radiata (thorny skate), 4228 nucleotides. It is a transcript of the gene cfap251, whose product is annotated as cilia and flagella associated protein 251. The transcript has 22 exons. Lineage: Eukaryota; Metazoa; Chordata; Chondrichthyes; Rajiformes; Rajidae. Gene Ontology annotation, molecular function: protein binding. Bases 258 to 3767 code for a protein of 1169 amino acids. Gene Ontology annotation, cellular component: sperm flagellum. The record is from RefSeq and is a predicted model, not a curated record.